This is a messenger RNA of Cyprinus carpio (common carp), 1275 nucleotides long. RefSeq lists its product as uncharacterized. Gene Ontology annotation, molecular function: GTP binding. NCBI's taxonomy places the organism in Eukaryota, Metazoa, Chordata, Actinopteri, Cypriniformes, Cyprinidae. The record is from RefSeq and is a predicted model, not a curated record.
AUUGCUCCAAUGAUGUCAGCGUUGUUGUACUGCCCACAGCGUCACAGUCCAAACUUUCGUUUCCUAAAAAGAGAAACGCAGAGAGAGAGACAGAAUGUACAGAGGAAAAAGCAUGGAAGACAAAUUUAGCGGAACAUUUGCAAGUAAUCAGCCAGAGUCAGAUGUGAACAUUAUGCUGUUGGGCUCGACUGGAGCAGGAAAGAGUGCGUCGGGAAACACCAUCCUGAGCAGAGCCAGAAACCCGUUUGAAGAUGAUUUUUCUCCUGAGGCUGUGACCAAAGUCUGUCAGUCAGCACAAACCGAAGUGGAUGGGCAAACAAUAAACGUGAUCGACACUGUAGGACUCUCUGAUACAUCAGUGAAUAUCACAGAGGCUCAAACUGAAAUAGGGAAGAAUAUUACACAUCAUGGUAUUGAUGUGUUUCUGCUGGUAAUCAGAUUGGGUGAGACGUUCACGAAGAAUGACAGUAAAGUUUUGAAAUGGGUCUUGGAUAAUUUUGGAACAAAGGUCCUAAAACAUACAAUAGCGCUCUUUACUAACGGAGAUCAGUUACAUGUGCCAGUAGAGAAAUAUCUGAAUAAAAGUAAAACAUUGCGGUCAGUUGUUGAUCUGUGUUCAGGAGGAUUUCAUGUUUUUAACAACAAAAAAGAAGACAAAUUCCAAGUCGCUGAGCUUCUGAAAGAAAUAAAUAAACUGAGGAUGCAGAACAGAUACAGGAGAUACACUGAGCAGGACUAUAAGGAGACUCAGGAAGCACUGCUACAUAGUAAAUGUGUUAUUGGAGCAGCUUUAGGAGGAGGAGCUGGAGCAGUAUUAGGAGGAUUAGUAGCAGCAGCAGGAGCAGCGGGAGCAGCGAUGGCAUCUACGAUGGAAUCAGCUGCACCAUCUGCAGGGCAAGCAGCAUUUAUAGGAGCAAUACUAGGUGCAGCUCUGCUAGCAGUAGCAGCUUUUGCUGCAGUGCAUUUAUUUGAAAGACAAAAAACCCAAAGAUAAAAGUAACAUUUUAUACUCUCAGAAAAAAAGGACAUUUGAUCUUUCUUUUUUUAAAUUUUAUGACAAUCAUGUAUACACAUCUAAUUACUAUAUAUAUAUAUAAUAGUGGCAAACAUUGAGGUCUAAGCACCAAUAGACUUGCCCCUUCUCUGUCCACUUUUAAAUCUCUCCUAAAAACAUAUAUGUUUUGUUUGGCUUACAAAUAAUUUUCUAUUAUAGUCUUUACUUAGUCUGUUAUGGGUUUAUACUUCUUCUUUUUUUCUUGUGUCAUUAAUAUAUUU